Messenger RNA from Aspergillus heteromorphus CBS 117.55, 2463 nucleotides. Its product is annotated as kleisin alpha. The coding region runs from base 391 to 2211 and encodes 606 amino acids. The transcript is spliced from 2 exons. Lineage: Eukaryota; Fungi; Ascomycota; Eurotiomycetes; Eurotiales; Aspergillaceae. The record is from RefSeq and is a predicted model, not a curated record. Gene Ontology annotation, biological process: synaptonemal complex assembly; mitotic sister chromatid cohesion; replication-born double-strand break repair via sister chromatid exchange. Gene Ontology annotation, cellular component: synaptonemal complex; cohesin complex. Gene Ontology annotation, molecular function: protein binding; chromatin binding.
CUUAACCUCCCAUCUUUCUCCCCCCCCCUCCAUCCCUCUUCUCUAUCUAUCCCUUUUUGGUCUUCUGUUUCCCCUCCAACCAUCUGUUAUUGGUAUUAAUUUUUGGAUCGCGACCGACGCGAUCCGCCACUCCAAUCUACCCGUGUUCUGACCGCUUCGCCUGUGUGGACUCGCCUUCCCACAGGCCCGUCGGGGGGCGUACCAGUCGCUGAUCCUUUUGUUGUCUGGAUAUUACCGGCGCGUCAUCGAGCGUUGGUUGCCAGGGACUGCCACCACCACCACCACCACCAACAGCCACCGCAUUGGGUGCGUUGUUGUCAACCCGUCUCUUCCUUCUUGGACUGAGUUACUUCUACAUCAUCUUUUGGAUUUGAUCUUAAUCACCUCGCCAUGUUCUACUCCGAGACCUUGCUGUCCAAGACCGGGCCGCUGGCUCGCGUCUGGCUGUCGGCCAACCUCGAGCGCAAGCUCUCCAAGUCGCAUAUCCUGCAAUCGGAUAUCGAAGGCAGCGUCAGCGCUAUCGUCGAUCAGGGACAAGCACCCAUGGCGUUGCGACUGAGCGGCCAACUGCUUCUGGGUGUGGUUCGCAUCUACAGCCGCAAGGCGCGCUAUCUGCUGGAUGACUGCAACGAGGCGCUGAUGAAGAUCAAAAUGGCUUUUCGCCUUACGAACAACAAUGACUUGACGACCACGGUCGUUGCCCCAGGUGGCAUCACGCUGCCCGAUGUCUUGACUGAGUCAGACCUGUUUAUGAACCUGGACUCCUCGCUACUUUUGCCGCAAUCGCUUAACCUGGAACCGGAGGGCAAACGGCCCGGGUCCUCGAUGGAAUUCGGAACUCAACUUCUCCCGGACACCGGCCUGCGGCGCUCGGCCUCGCAGGAACCCGCGCGCCUCGAGGAUCACACCCUGGUCGACCUUGAUUUGGGAGAAGAUGAGACGCCCCUCGGCCAUGAUUUCAGUAUGGAAGUGGGUCGAGAUGCCCCUGCUCCCCGCCCCGUGGAGGAGGAUCUCUUUAGCGAUGGCGGCAAGUUCAACGACGUCGAUAACCUGCAACUUGACCUUGGCGAAGACGAUGCGCCCCUGGACAGGAUGGAUCUCGGCGACGACGGCCCACACGACAACCUUCUCCUGAAUGAUGACGCUAUGGAUCUUGGUGGUGACGACACAAUUGCCCCCGACGCUGAUGCCGAUGCCGGUGCCGAAGUCGACGCCGACGCCGAAGCCGACGACAGACUUGAGCGCGAAAGCGUUCUUACCGACAUGUCGGAGGAUCAGCUCAAGGGGCUUUAUGACUCCGAAGAGGAGGCCCAUCUGGAACAGGAAGACGAAGAGGCCGAGGAAGCCGAUACACUUGCCGCCCAACAGACCCAACGUACCAAGCGCCGCAAGGUGAUCACCAUGGAUCUUGACGACCAAGUUGACUAUACGCAAAAGGUCUUCAAAGACCAGCAUCUGGACCUCUCUGGGAUCCUGAGGCCCUCAUCAUGGCUUCCCCGGGAUCCUGUGCUGUUGACCCUUAUGAACAUGCAGAAAAACGGCGACUUUGUAUCCAGCGUGCUGGGAGGCGGUCGAGGACGUGGCUGGGCUCCGGAACUGCGUGAUUUGCUCUCAUUCGACACUGUCCGGAAGGCCGGUGAACUCAAGCGCAAGCGCGACAGUGGCAUUGCCGACAUGGACGUCGAAGAGGCCACCGCGCCCGCUCUGGAACUGGGCGAAGAAGAAACCAUUCUGCCGAUCGAUGAAGGGGUCGGACUUGACACUACCCUCCACCAGCGCUCGGAUAUCGAGUUUCCCGGCGAUGAGGAAGACCACGCCCUGCGCCUGAGCGAUGAUGAAGGCCAACCUUUGGAGGACAUGGACGAGACGGUUGUUCCCGACAGCGGCCCGGUCUCGAUCGGGACGAAGCACGCGGUCCACAUCCUCCGGGACUGCCUCGGAGAAUCCGCCGCGGAACAGAAGAAGAGCGUGAAGUUCCAGGAUCUGCUCCCGGAGAAGAAGGCGUCCAAGGCGGAUGCCACCAAGAUGUUCUUCGAGGUCCUCGUGCUGGCCACCAAGGACGCUGUCCAAGUUGAGCAGCGGGCGGAGACCGUGGGCGGCCCCCUCAAGAUCCGUGGCAAGCGUGCCCUCUGGGGCUCCUGGGCGGAGGAGGAGGCCGGCGACGAGGCCAACGACGAGGCUGCCCAGCAGGCGGUCGAGGCGGCGGUCUAGAUGGGAUGUUCAUGUAUAUUGCGUUCUCCUUUGCUUGUGUUUCAUUGCUGGGCCGGUCUGCCCCGGGAAUCUUGGGUCUGUAUGGUGGUGGGGGGGCGAUGGCUUUGUGUGAAUUCAUUGGAGUUCUGGGGUUCUUUUUUUUAUUUUCCAGGGAUUGAAAAGGCGGCUAUCAUGAUUCUGGAGAGUUGGGAUCCUUCUUCUACGGGUCUUCGGUUAUGUUUGGACGAUAGGUAGCUUUAGUGUAAUAGAUGU